Molecule: messenger RNA, 3203 nt
Organism: Bactrocera oleae (olive fruit fly)
Lineage: Eukaryota; Metazoa; Arthropoda; Insecta; Diptera; Tephritidae
Gene: mAChR-C
Product: muscarinic Acetylcholine Receptor, C-type
Biological process (GO): G protein-coupled receptor signaling pathway, coupled to cyclic nucleotide second messenger; chemical synaptic transmission
Cellular component (GO): plasma membrane; dendrite
Molecular function (GO): neurotransmitter receptor activity; G protein-coupled serotonin receptor activity
Source: RefSeq, a predicted model, not a curated record
AAUAUUCAUACAAGUUACAGUUUACAUAUAGGUUUAUAUGAAUUUAAAAAACAUAGUCAGGCAUUUAUUGCACCUAGCCGAGGCGGAGUUUGGAUGGAACCUUUUAGUGCAAGCGCAACAAAAAAAACUCUUCCGGGCCCGAAUUGGACUCAAUGCCAGCGCGGUCAGGAAGAUGCGGAGAAACCCUGCUGUUAGGAGUUGCUACAGUGAUCACAAACUUAACCUAAAACUUACCGAUCCACAGUGGGUUAGAUCGCCGAAGGGGUUAAAUUCCCGUAACGUAAAAACGGCUGUCGUGGGGGAUCACACUCCUCCACUAAAACCUCAACAGCAACUCACUAACCGAACGAAGAAGUACAAACAGGAUCUUAAUAUCAUAGUCGAUGACAUUAAAAUUCCGACUGUCAACAACUGUAAGAUUUUAGAUAUUACAUUCAACAGCCUGUUCCACCCUGAACGAUUACAGAAUGUCUCUUGAUGCCUGCUAUUCAACAUUUACACAGCGAGACCAUUCCUGCAGUCGUCUGCUUGAAGCGGAGGCGCCUCCUAGGAAUAUCCAGAGUUCUUUACUCAAUUACGCCGACGACAUCGAACAAUACGUCGACAAGACUUCGGACGCGACAAACUUUAGACACGCACCAACCGCCAUUCACAAUGGAGCCAUCAACAGCUUCACCGACUAUCUUUUAGGGAAUGGCGUACUUGGAGUUAAACCACUACCCAUUGCAGGCGAAGAGCUCGAGUUACCCCGAGAAUCUAGAGUAACCCUUGCGCAACUUCGUUUUGGAUAAUGUAACAAAUUAAACCUCGAAUCCCCGAAUGAAUAUAACCACCUCUUUGCAUGCCUAGCGAACCACAUUCGAAACAGCACGUUUACUGGGCCUACUGUAAGAUGACUUCGAUGACAACCAAGCCGAGCCUUACUACCCAAGCGGACACUAGAUAACCACUACGACAAGAAUAUUACAGCUCUUCAGUGCAGCCGAAGUUAACAGCCUUUCUUUUUUAUUCGCCGGAAGAUUGUUUUUACAACGUCAAAUCAAGUUCAAGCACAAAUCACUGCAUUUCAUGCAAAUCACUCCUUAGUCGCACUUAUUUUUUUUUAGGUAGUUGCUUUUAGGAGAGAUUAGAGAGAGGAAGGCUUAUGAUAAUGAUUGAUGUAAAUUGAUUUAAUGUAUAAAACGUGUUUGCAAGUAUGUAUGCAUAUAAAUAUUGAUGUUUUACUUAGUUGUAGUGCUGAAAAGAUGAUUGCGCAUAUUCUAUAGUACAUAUUAAAUCGUCUAAAAGCUUUUAACAAUUAUUUAAUUUAGAAAAACAACAUUUUCACUUUCACCUGUGUAAUAACCAAAAUUCACUUAUCACCGACGGAGCAGGGCACGUAAUCGCGAGUAUUUCCCCAAUGAUGGAGUGGAUAUUUAUGAAAUGAAAAAGGUGAGAUAUACCGGAAUAUUAUUAGUGGCGUGGGAAAAUCAGCAAUGCGAUUAUGGAAUCCACGACCAACACAGAGCGCAGUCUUCUACCAGUUGCCGAGCAGUUGACACAUAAACGUUUUUAGAGGUGCGGCAGACUAUUGAAGGGUCUCAUUCCACUUCUGUUUUUGUUUUCUUUUUUUGUCUUUUUGUGAAAAAAAUAACCGCAUUUGUGAAUGUCAGUGACAGCAUUUUUAACGCUUUUUAAAUAUUAUCAUAUGUUUGAAGCGGUUGAUCAACAAAAAUGUGAUGCGCGCGAAUUAACUUAUUUACAACAACAACGGCAAGCAAACACAAUAAUGGCAAACAACGAAAUGGAAUUGCAAAUAAGUGCAAAUAUCCCGGCAAUAUUGUUAGACACGAUAACAACAAGCACAGCGGUCGCAAUAACAACAACAACUGCAGAAACAGUAAGCUCCACAGCAGCAACACUGUCUUCUGUAACGCCUAAUCACAUCAUCCCCGCUGGCAUCGCAGAGUCGACCAUAUUUUGGGUCACCUGCAAUGUGCUAAUAAUGAUUUGCAUACUAGCUGGCAACGCGCUCACCAUACUAGCCAUAACCACCUGUCGCCGUUUGCGCCGCCUAAUCUCAAAUAUGUUCAUACUAUCGCUAGCGGUAUCGGAUUUUGCAGUCGGCGUGUCGCUACCCUACCACAUCGCCUUCUAUGUUGGUCCUAAUUUCGGCCAAUUGGAACAUCUUUGCCUGCUGCGAUUUUUUCUCAUCAUUUUCUGCUGCUGCGUUUCAAUAUUGACUUUGAUCACGAUCGCUGUGGAUCGGUAUAUAGCAAUUGUGUAUGCGUUGCACUAUCGGCGUUUUAUGACGCGUCGCGCCUCCUUCAUCAUAAUCGCAUUGAAUUGGACCGCAGGUGCCACGGUGGCCAUUGUGCCGGUGUUUUGGAACCGCUUUAAAACCGCGAUCGAAUGUGAAUUCUAUCAGGUUCUGCCCACUUGGUAUAUGUCAGGCAUCAUAACGCCGGCCUUUGUCAUCAUUUGGUCGCUAAUGCUCUUGAUUUAUUGGCGUAUAAUGCGUGAGGCCGCCAAGCAAUCGGAACAAUCGCGUUGCAAGCGUGAAGUGCAGAGUUGGAGCAGCAAAAAGCAGUCGCGGCGAAUGCCAGAUUGGAAAUCCAUGCAGGUUGUCAUUUUCAUCAUGGGCUGCUUCUCCAUUUGUUGGCUCACCUAUUUCAUUGUCGUUUGCAUGGAGCUACUGAAUGUCUACAAUAUAUCGGUGAUGCUGUACAAGAUAGCCUUCUCCUUGGCCAUGUUCAAUUCUGCUCUGAAUCCGGUGAUCUAUUGCUGGAAGAAUACAACGUUUCGACGCGCCUAUUGGCGUUUGUUGCGUUGCAAAAAUCCGAAUCGCAGCAAGCCGAAUAAUAUGGAUUUGGUCGUAUAUAGCGUGGACUCAGUACAAAGCUCGCCGCGACGGCAUAGCACUGUAACAAUAUCCAUUAUACCAAUACCGUCGGCUGAGCCGGUCAAACAUAACGAUGUAAUUGAAUGUAGUGGGCUGAACAAUAAGGAAGGUGAGAGUGAAGUAGUGCAGAUAUGACUGAGGCGAGUGAGAGCCAAAAUAGGGUACAAAAAAUAUUAAAUAAAAGUAAAACUAUGAAUAACUUCAAAAAAGUGUAAAAAUUGCCAACAACUAUAAACAAAAAACAUCUAAAAAGAACUGUGAGAAAAACAAGUGUAUCAAAAUUUUUAUCUUGAAAACUAAUAUACUACAUAUGAAAAGCCAA